Olea europaea var. sylvestris is the source of this 678-nucleotide messenger RNA. RefSeq lists its product as uncharacterized. The coding region runs from base 91 to 459 and encodes 122 amino acids. Lineage: Eukaryota; Viridiplantae; Streptophyta; Magnoliopsida; Lamiales; Oleaceae. The record is from RefSeq and is a predicted model, not a curated record. The transcript has 3 exons.
UAUAUCCUCUCUCUUUUGUCCCUUUCUAUACGUAAAAUAUAUGUUAUAUAUAUGCUGUUUUCAUUUUAACAGAUAUUGUUCAUAAGGGAAAUGUUCAACGCUGUUCGAUCAGUUAGGGUACAGCCACCAUCAGCAGCUGUUUUCUCUUCUCAACUGCAAAAUAACAUCAGCAGGAGAGGCCGUAGAGUCAGAUUUGUGCAAGCCAUGUCAGGGCCUAAUAAACCACCGAGCACUGAGAAAAUAGAGAAGUCACAGGAAUCCAAAAAUCAAAGAGGGGGAUGUAUUGAUUCAUUUGGAGAAGGAUAUGCUACGAGGUCUGACGAAGAAGGAUUUGGUGGAAUCUAUGGACGGAAUUCCGGAGAGGACGAGGAGACAAAUGUUCAUGGAAAUGCUCCGGAAUAUGACGAAUCCCAAGGGUGUGAAGUGAAGGAGAAGGAAAGAGCUCGAAACCAGAAUUAAAGAUGCAUCUCAAAGCCCAGGGACGUCUUCGCGCCCCACCCUCCCGGCCCCCCCAACUUUUCAUCCUUUUUGUUUUUUAUUUAAAUUAGAAUGAUGUAAUACUCUGUAAUAGUUUUCUAGGGUAAAUACUUCUCUGUAAUAGUUUUCCAGGGUAAAUACUUGUACCAUGUAAGAGAUUGUAAAGAAUAAAAUGUAUUUGGAUGUCUAAUUUUCACUUUA